Messenger RNA from Cuscuta campestris, 2950 nucleotides. Lineage: Eukaryota; Viridiplantae; Streptophyta; Magnoliopsida; Solanales; Convolvulaceae. The record is from the annotation of a GenBank genome assembly.
UCGAAUAGAUUAUGUUAUUAAUAUAACAAAUUUAUCAUAUUAUAAUAUUUUAAAUUUUUAAUAUAGUCCAAUUUUUUAUCAAUAUAAAAAUAUAUUAAAAUAUCGAGAGAGUCUGGUAGAAGAUCCGUAGAUAUGGACGUUGUGAACUGGGCAUGUUCUAAGAAAGGCAAAGCUAGGCUACCUCUGAAGGUUCGAGCUCACGUGCUUCUCAAGGAAGACACUCUGUCUCUUCCAUUCCUACUUCCCCCAUCAAUUCAACCAGUAUCUCAUAGAAUUCCCCUCCAGGGCGAGAAUAGUGCCACCGGAGGUCGGCACCCUCCCAUUAGUGUGACAGAGGUGGAGGCCCUCAUCCAGAGGGUCGGGAUCACCGUGGAGCAAUUCAAGGAAGUGAUGGCGGCCCUGACCCUGAACCACGAGGUUGUGGUGGAGGAUGCAACCAGGGAACCCGCCGGAGGGAAGGCGGGACCUGUGGGCUCAGGGGGGAAGAAGAAGAUGAAGGUCAGGCGGUCCCAAAAGAAGAAAGCGACCAAGCCUAACGGGAAGGCAAUCAUGGAGGAUGAACUAUCCAGGUUGGAUGAGGAAGAUGAGUCGUCAUCCUUCGAGCGGGCGUCAGCCUUUGAUUGGUUGGGAGAUCUUAAACUGAAGAAGCCCUGGACCUCGGCAUUUGACUGGCUGCAAGAUACUCGGUCGGCUCAGAAGGGCGAUCUGAGAGAAAAGCUCAAAGAACAGAGAGGAGAGUCCUCGGCAACGUCCAAAGUCGGCUCAGAGGAGCGAAGUAAGGCGAUUGAAGACAAGGAGGCGAUCGAGUUAUGGAGGAUGUAUGAUCGCCUGGAGAAGCGGUUGGACGCCCAGAUUCCGUACUGCCAGGCGGUCUUCAGUGAGGUAACCCCCUUUUCUAGAAGAGUGAUGUCGUGUCCUCUCCCACACAACUUUAAGACCCCGCAAAUCAAGGCAUACAACGGGAUGACCGAUCCCCAAGACCAUCUUGCUCGCUUAGGGGCGAACGUGGUUAUGUACGCCUACCCUGAGGAGAUUAAAUGCCGAAGCUUCCUGGCAAUGCUGGAAAGACAAGCCUGCGAGUGGUUCCAUAAGUUGCCCAAGGGGUCGAUCGACAAGUGGAGCGACUUAUCCCACAAGUUUCUGGAGCACUUUGCGUCCAGCCGGAGGGCGAAGUACCUGGCGUUAGAAGAGAAAGAUGACGAGCCGCCCAUCUUGAAGGAGAAGAAAAGCGGACAGCCAGUAGGAGAGGGAAGAAAGAGGAAAGAUUUUGGGAACCAUUACAGUGAAGGCUGGGUUGGAGAUGGCACCCACCGACUUUGGCUCGACAUGGAAUUUACGGUAGUGCAGCUUGAUUGUGCACACCAUUUAAUCAUAGGGCGACCGGGUCUGGAGGACUUGGAGUGCGUAAUCUCCCCCGUCCACCUGUGUAUGAAGUUCGUCACCCCCACCGGGAUAGGGAUAGCAAGAGGAAAUCGGAGUCUGUCCCGGUCGUGCUAUGUCAGGGCGACCAAGAGCCAGGCACGGGUCGACGAAAAUGUCAGCAAAAUCUGUGCCACGAUACAAAAGGAAGAAGGGCGACCCAGAGCGGAGCCGACAGAGGAGGUAGAAGAAGUUGCUCUGGACCCAGCCAAGCCAGAGCAAAAGGGUCCAGAGGAUAUGCAUGGGGUCGAUCCACGAAUCAUCUGCCACAGAUUGGCGGUAGAUCCGGCCCACAAGCUGGUCAAACAGAAGAAGCGUUUCCUCUCCUCGGGAAGGAGAGACUUUAUCACUAAGCAAGUGACCACCCUGCAAUCCAUCGGGCAUAUCUGGGAAGUCCGCUACCCGGAGUGGCUGGCAAACGGGGGAGGCGUCGUGGCAAUAUCGCCAGAGGGAUUCGAGGUGUAUUACUCCGUAAGAUUCCACUUCAAGGUGUCAAACAACGAGGCUGAGUACGAAGCGCUCCUUUGUGGUUUGAGGCUGGCGGCAUCCUUGAAAGCUGAGCGGAUCGAAGUCAGGUGCGAUUCCAAGUUGAUAGUAGGCCAUGUCACUGGGGAAUUUGAAGCGAAGGAUGAGCGGAUGAAGAAAUAUAAGGACACCGCAUUGGAAUUGCUUAAGGCGUUCGGGGCAUACCAAAUAGAGCAGGUCCCUCGAGAAGAAAAUGCUGAGGCAGACAUCCUCUCAAAGCUUGGUCCUGAUUCCCCAGAUCAUAUCAAGGCUAUGACUCAAGAAGAGGAGUUUUUGGAACCAAGCCUCAGUCCCGGACAAGUUUUGGUCAUUACACUCAAUGAGUCGGACUGGAUUGACGAGUUGACCAUGUACAUCCUUAACAGAGCGAUACCGACGGAUCCGGUCGCAGCUAGGGUCGUCAAGCGACGUGCAGCUAGCUAUACGCUUGAGAGCGGGAGAUCAUCACUGACAAUGGAACCUAGUUCGAGGCUAGGUUUUCUGCAGUGUUGGGGCAUAAAGCAUGGCUAUGCCGCGGUCGGGUACCCACAAAAUAAUGGGCAGGUCGAGAAUACUAAUCGCACCAUUGUGAAUGACUUCGAGAAUAAGAUAAUGGAGUGCAAACGUGCGUGGUUGGAAGAAUUGCCUUACAUUCUGUGGACUUAUAGGACCACCCCGAGGAAGGCCACGGGGGAAACGCCAUUCGCACUCACGUAUGGAUUCGAGGCAAGGGCUCUAGCCAAAACCUCACUGCUAAGUUAUAGGGUGGAGACGUUUGAUGUACAUGAGAACGAGGAAAGCUUGAGGGCGGAGUUACAUCUCAUAGACGAGCGAAGAGAAAGGGCCUACAUCCGGGCAGAGAAUUACCGCCGACAAGCUAAGUCGUACCAUGAUCAGAGGGUGCGACCAAGGCAUUUCAAGAUGGGCGACUAGGUCCUAAGGAAAAGGGAGGUCAGUCGGCCGGCCGACGGUGGGAAGUUUGCAAAAAGCUUUGAAGGGCCAUAUAUCAUAAAGGAAGUAUUGGCUG